UUUUGUGUUUUGUUGCAGAUUUUAUUGAUAGUUGUUCCAAAAAUCUUUUUCGCUGUUAUGGGUUCUCAUUUGCGUUCAAAAGUGAUAAAAGAUUUAAAAAAUGGGAAUUCUUACUGCAAUAUUUGUUCGUUACAGUUUAAAACCAAGGUACUCACAGCGCAUUUAAAUAGUAGAAAGCACCGAGAGGUUUUAUCACAAUCAAAGGAUUCACAUACUUCGAUAUUAGCAAAACGGAAAUUAUUAGAUGACAACAAAUCUGUUACAGUUGAGGAUAUAUCAACAUCAUGCCCCAGUAAAAAGUCAAAAACUGAUCAGAAUCCCUCUAACGGAGAGAGUGCAUAUAAUUCCAAAACAGAACAGCCACCUUCUCAUUUACAUGGAGAAGGCAAACUUAUUGAAGGACUUCCUCGGGGUUUCUUCGAUGAUGAUGGAAUGAAUAACAGGGUUCGCGAAACUGUUGAGAAAACGAAACAAAUCAAUUCCGAAUUGGAGCGGUUCUACAAGGAAUUUGAACAUUCAACUGCUGCCAAUGACAUUGAUUUAAUUGAUGAGCAAAUUGAACGAUGGAAAACAAUUAAUGAACUCGAGAAAAGAAAAGAAUCAGUUAUUGAACUUGCUUCAACGAAAUCUGAACACAAUCCAAAUUUUGACCCUGUAGAUGAUACUGAAUCGGAUUUUAAUUUUGACUCUAUUGAUUGGAGAACUAAAAAUUUAUAA
Messenger RNA from Meloidogyne enterolobii, 717 nucleotides. The record is from the annotation of a GenBank genome assembly. Lineage: Eukaryota; Metazoa; Nematoda; Chromadorea; Rhabditida; Meloidogynidae.